AUGCCACGCCCAUCCGAAGAUACUAAAGCACCUUACUUCUUCCCCGAGGACCUAGAGUCCAAAGCUGCCGAUACAACUGCGGCCGGAAGCCCUUCCGGGGGUCCUAGGCCAGCCGCGGGGCAAGAAACUAGUGACGCCGUGGAUUUAAAUGGCCCUACUGAGGUUAGCAGAGGGCCAGGCGAUCCCGUGGACACAGAGAAGCUCACCCGGGAGGACGUGGAAUUGUCCAAGUCGGACAUGGGGUCGGACAAGCUCACACCCGCCCCCGAAACCGAAAACGAAUCUAAGCAGUGGGAUGACAAGAAAACGGGCCCCAGCUCUUAUGCACUUUCAAGCCAGAAAUUCCUCCAGGAACUACAGAACCCCAAAUCGAAGUAUUUUGUGGGCUACAGGAAAUUCUUCCGCAUGAGCGACAAGGGGCAUAGGCUCCACGUUAUGAUCAAUAACGCGACCUGGCGCAGUGAUAUGGAUACCGUCAUCCUCGAUCUCCUACGCAAACGCGCGGUUGAGGCCUUGUGUCACUUUGCGAGACUAUCCCAGGAGCAAGCACGGGGUUUCAUUGUCAAGUGCGAGCGCUGGGAUGAUGUUAAGGAGCUUAAGCAUCGGGGCUGUCUCCUAUACCUAGGACAGGCCAAAGGAGCGACACCUGGCCCUGCAUUGGAGUUCGUUCCCCCAAGAUUAUCAUCUAUGGAUGUUGGGCCUGCUAAGUUCGGGGUAUCGAAACUCGCCGUCCACAACUUGCGUGGGAUUCUAGGGGACGAGUAUCUUGAGAAAUUGAGGCAGCGUUCAACUCUCCUUGAUGAGGGGUCCCUGUUUCUCCUCGGAAGGCAGGCUACUGUUAACUUGCAGAUGCUGCUAUGGAAAAUUCAGGGGUAUGCAAGCUGGGAAAACCACCAAACACCGCCUUGA
Messenger RNA from Dichotomopilus funicola, 909 nucleotides. RefSeq lists its product as uncharacterized. Bases 1 to 909 code for a protein of 302 amino acids. NCBI's taxonomy places the organism in Eukaryota, Fungi, Ascomycota, Sordariomycetes, Sordariales, Chaetomiaceae. The record is from RefSeq and is a predicted model, not a curated record. The transcript has 3 exons.